Messenger RNA from Balaenoptera musculus (blue whale), 2783 nucleotides. RefSeq names its product RecQ like helicase (gene RECQL). Gene Ontology annotation, molecular function: four-way junction helicase activity; ATP binding; 3'-5' DNA helicase activity. The coding region runs from base 135 to 2087 and encodes 650 amino acids. Gene Ontology annotation, cellular component: cytoplasm; chromosome. The transcript has 15 exons. The record is from RefSeq and is a predicted model, not a curated record. Lineage: Eukaryota; Metazoa; Chordata; Mammalia; Artiodactyla; Balaenopteridae. Gene Ontology annotation, biological process: double-strand break repair via homologous recombination.
GGUUGAAAGGACCGACCCGGAAGGGUGGAUGCUCCUGGCUGGAAAGAAAGGAAAGCCUGGUGGCGGGAAGUUUUCGUUGGAGCGCGUCUGAAAGCGUUUUAGAAAGAAAUUUGGCUCUCCAAUUCAACUUUAGAAUGGCAUCCGUUUCAGCUCUAAGUGAGGAACUGGAUUCUAUAACCAGUGAGUUACAUGCAGUGGACAUUCAAAUUCAAGAACUUCUGGAAAGGCAACAGGAGCUUAUUCAGAAAAAAAAUGUCCUAACAAAGAGGAUAAAGCAGUGUUUAGAGAAUUCUGAUGCUGGGGAGAGCAGCGAAUGUGAUUCUUCACCUGCCUCUUGGAAUAAAGAAGAUUUCCCAUGGUCUGGUAAAGUUAAAGAUGUUCUGCAAAAUGUCUUUAAACUGCAGAAGUUCAGGUCACUUCAGCUGGAAACGAUUAAUGUAACAAUGUCUGGAAAGGAGGUAUUUCUCGUUAUGCCUACAGGUGGGGGAAAGAGCUUAUGCUACCAGUUACCAGCGUUAUGUUCAGAUGGUUUUACACUCGUGAUUUGCCCAUUGAUCUCCCUUAUGGAAGACCAAUUAAUGGUUUUGAAACAAUUAGGAAUUUCAGCUACCAUGUUAAAUGCUUCUAGUUCUAAGGAGCAUGUGAAAUGGGUUCAUGCUGAAAUGGUAAAUAAAAACUCCAAGCUAAAGCUAAUUUAUGUGACUCCAGAGAAAAUUGCAAAAAGCAAAAUGUUUAUGUCAAGACUAGAAAAAGCCUAUGAAGCAAGGAGAUUUACCCGAAUUGCUGUAGACGAAGUUCAUUGCUGUAGUCAAUGGGGACAUGAUUUCAGACCUGAUUAUAAGGCCCUUGGUAUUUUGAAGCGGCAGUUCCCCAGUGCAUCGCUAAUUGGGCUGACUGCAACUGCGACCAGUCAUGUUUUGAAGGAUGCUCAGAAAAUACUGUGUGUUGAAAAGUGUUUUACUUUUACAGCUUCUUUUAAUCGGCCAAAUCUCUAUUAUGAGGUUCGGCAGAAGCCCUCAAACACUGAAGAUUUUAUUGAGGAUAUUGUAAAGCUCAUUAAUGGAAGAUACAAGGGGCAAUCAGGAAUAAUAUAUUGCUUUUCUCAGAAAGACUCUGAGCAAGUUACAGUUAGUUUACAGAAAUUGGGGAUUCCUGCAGGGGCAUACCAUGCCAAUAUGGAACCAGAAGAUAAGACCAAGGUUCACAGAAGAUGGUCAGCUAAUGAAAUUCAGGUAGUAGUGGCAACAGUUGCAUUUGGUAUGGGAAUUGAUAAACCAGAUGUGAGGUUUGUUAUUCAUCAUUCAAUGAGUAAAUCCAUGGAAAAUUAUUACCAAGAGAGUGGACGUGCAGGUCGAGAUGACAUGAAAGCAGACUGUAUUUUGUAUUAUGGCUUUGGAGAUAUAUUCAGGAUAAGUUCAAUGGUGGUGAUGGAAAAUGUGGGACAACAGAAGCUCUAUGAGAUGGUGUCAUACUGCCAAAACAUAAGCAACUGUCGCCGUGUGUUGAUAGCUCAACAUUUUGAUGAAGUAUGGAGCCCAGAAACAUGCAACAAAAUGUGUGAUAAUUGCUGUAAAGAGAUUUCAUUUGAAAGAAAGAAUAUAACAGCGUACUGCAGGGAUCUAAUCAAGAUCCUGAAGCAGGCAGAGGAACUGAAAGAAAAGCUCACGCCGCUGAAACUGAUCGACUCUUGGAUGGGAAAGGGUGCGGCAAAAUUGAGAGUAGCAGGUGUUGCUCCUCCCGCACUCCCUCGUGAAGACCUGGAGAAAAUUAUCGCGCACUUUCUUAUACGGCAGUAUCUCAAAGAAGACUACAGUUUUACAGCUUAUGCUACCAUCUCAUAUCUGAAAAUAGGACCUAAAGCUAAUCUUCUGAACAAUGAGGAACAUGUUAUUACCAUGCAAGUAAAGAAGCCCACGCAGAGCUGUUUCAGGGCUGAAUCACCCCCUCAAAGUUGUCAUUCUGAAGGAGCUGAUAAAAAGAGGGAAGAAAAAACUCCAAGUAACUUCCAGAAGAAGUCGGUGAACAUGCUUCAGCAACCUGACUGUAAGAUUACAGGGGCUAAGAAAAGAAAAAUUGAUAAUGCAUGAGAUGAGUGCUUCUGAAUUUUCUAAUAGUUUAUGCAUGUAUACACCAUUAGUUUUGUAGUUAAUCAGAAGUUUAAUUUUAAGACAAUUUCAUUAAUAUUUUAUUCAUAUGGAGCUAUAUUUUCAGAAUUUAUUUCUUAAGUAUUGAAGACUUGAGAAUUUGAGACCUUUUGAAAUUUUGAGAUCAUGAAUUGUAUAAACUUACAGUAUGAAACAAGGGAAAAAUAAGUCAUUUUAAUGUAAAACCCUUUAAAUGUAAAAUACUUAAGAGAAUAAGUUCAUAUAACUAUCUUAAGCUCUUUAUGCCUUGCCAUAACUAGUUGUAUUUUCUUCUUUUGACACAACUGUCUUUUGAUAACAAUGUUAUUAUACUGAAUAUUUUACUAAAUAAAAAAGGAAUAAGGUAUCCAUACAAAUAAUAUUAGCAAGUAUGCUACACCUCUAUUGAAGUAAAAUAAAACUGUAAGCUUCUGGAAACCACAGCCCUGCUUUGACAUUUCACAGAGAAUGGCUCUGGUACAUUAACCAGACCACACUGUUGACUAAGUAGAUAACAACAUAGUUAAAUUUGCUCCAAAUCUAAAUCACAAAUGAAUGUGUCUACGUUUAAAACACAGAAAUGAAUACUUAAGACUUAAGUGGUCAGUUUUGUGUUUGUUGUUAGGAAAAAAAUAUAUCUAUAAAUAAAUGAUUUGAACU